Messenger RNA from Diplodia corticola, 714 nucleotides. RefSeq names its product trimeric-like protein. The transcript has 2 exons. The coding region runs from base 1 to 714 and encodes 237 amino acids. Lineage: Eukaryota; Fungi; Ascomycota; Dothideomycetes; Botryosphaeriales; Botryosphaeriaceae. Gene Ontology annotation, biological process: mitotic spindle organization. The record is from RefSeq and is a predicted model, not a curated record. Gene Ontology annotation, molecular function: dynein complex binding. Gene Ontology annotation, cellular component: dynactin complex.
AUGCUGACUCGCGCGGACAAAACAAACGACAACGUCACCACCACAGUACCAACAGCAUCUUUAUUGCCCGGUCUGCGCCUUACAAUGUCGUCCUCGCAACAUCUCUCAUCAUCACGGACCAGCACUUCACGGACAUCGGCAUCCGCAACCAGCAAACGAGCGUCGUCGUCCCUGCCCAAGGCGCCCGCAACCAUCCACCCGUCAGCCAUCAUCGCCAACCAUGCCGUGUUGACGGGCCACCACGCCAUCACCAUCGCCGCCGGCGCCAUCAUUCACCCGAAUGCCAAAAUCACGUCGUUGCACGGCCCCGUGGUGAUUGGAGAGGGAUGUAUAGUGUACGAGAAAGCCACCGUCGGGAUCCCAGAACUGGAAGGCGGCCAGGGAAGGGGUGUAGUGCUGGACAAGAACGUGGUUGUUGAGGCUAGCGCGGUGGUGCAGGCCGCUCUGGUGGGUGAGGGGACGAUUAUAGGAACGGAUGCAAAGGUGGGCUUGGGGAGCGCUGUGGGAAUGUUUUGCCAACUCGCCCCACGCACGGAGCUGCCGCCGCAUUCUGAGCUUCCCGACUAUAUGGUUGUGUACGGAUCGAACCAGCGUCGGCUGAACCACUCGCUGCAGACACGCCCGGCGGUGAUGGAGCUCGCCAAGCGCGCACACGAGAAAAAACUCCACGCGCUGGUGCGGCUUCUGCCGAACAACGCGGCGAAGUGGCACUAG